Molecule: messenger RNA, 435 nt
Organism: Leptosia nina
Lineage: Eukaryota; Metazoa; Arthropoda; Insecta; Lepidoptera; Pieridae
Source: the annotation of a GenBank genome assembly
AUGGCUCUCGAGUCAUUCAUGCGAGAAUUAGGUCAGUCAGGUCAAAACUCACGCCAUGCCGAUACGUCAACGUCCCGCAAACUAUACACGUUAGCCUCCUACAUGGUCGCGCGACGAGCACCAAGUGCACCUCUCACCGCUAGAGGUGUUGUGCUAAGAGACGAUGCGACUGAGGGAACGCGCGAACCGGUCGCCCUCCGCAGGCGAUUUGAAGCCCUCCUCGCGACGCCACUGCGCGCGCAUCAACUGCGACCAGAUAAUGCCGCCCUGUCUGAUGUCGACGGUUUGGAGAGUAUAAAACAUUUUAAGAAUAGGUCCUUCAAGCCGGAUCUCAAUCAAGUAACCAAAACCAAAUGUUCGAGGCUAGGACUACACUACUUAUUUGAAUUUAGUUAUAAUAAAGUGCUUAUAUUUUGUUUCAAUUGGACAUUUUAG